AUGGAUACAAAUACCACAGAUGAUCAACAUCAAUUACAACAAGAUACUAGUAAUAAUAAUAAUAACAACGACGACAACAAACAACAAAGCAAUUGUAAAGUAAACGAAGAAGAAGAGGAGAAAACCGAGACAACUACAUCUACUACUACUACUACCACUACUACUGGUGAUACUAGUAGUAAAGAUGUAAAGAUGGAGGAGGUCGAUAACAUUGACAUUGUCCAACCAAAGGUUGAACCCUUGGAAACAACUGUGGUAGAUACACCAACUACUCAUGAAAAUGCAACUGUCAAGAUGGAAGAGGACACCCUUCAACAAAAGGUCGAACAUUUAGAAACACCCACAACAACAACAACUAUAGUUGAAGAUACUACAUCAUCUACGACGACUACAGAACCCUCAAAGAAAGAAGAGGAGUCUAGUGGCGACAGUAGUAGUAGCGAAAGAGAUAGUGACGAUAGCAGCAGCAGUAGUAGUAGUGAAAGUAGUGAAGAAGGUGAGGAUAGUGACAGUGAUAACGAUUUAGAUGAUAUCAUUGCACCUCCAAAGAUAGUAACACCUCCUACUACCAACAAUAAUAAUAAACAACAACAAAAAAAGAGAAAACAAGAUGACGAUAGUGACGAUGAAGCCAAGUCUAGUAGUAGUUAUUCAACAAACAAGGAUAUUGAAUUACCACUUAUCGUUAGUAUCCCAGAAGACAUUCAAUUGAACGAACUGGGAACAUUACAUUCACAAGUUGACGAUAUGAUCGUCAUCAAGUCAACCGUUAGCAGAUCGGAUACAUCUGCUUUGGACAUUGAUUCAAUUGUUUGUUUGCAAGAUCGAACUGCUUUUGGAAGAAUCUAUGAAGCUUUUGGUCAAGUAUUGAAUCCUUACUAUAGUGUUCGUGUACCUUCCAAUUAUAGUAUAAAUAUUGUAAAAAAUAAUAAUAACAUAAAGAAUACAACAACAACUACAACUACAUCAACUACAACAGAAAUUAAACCAGAGUCAACUCUGACCAACCCAGAAUCAUCAUCUGUUGUUGCAGAAUCAACAACAACAACAACAACACCAACAAUCAUUAAAGAGGGAGAGGAAAUACCAAAAGUAGAAGAAAAAAAGGAAGAAAUUCAACAACAACAACCAUCAUUAGCAGCAGUCAAGAUUGAAGAAGUUGAUGGAAAGAAAACCAUUUCAAUUCCACAACAUACCAAGGUAUUCUUUGUAAACAAACCAGAUUUGACAAAGUUUGUCAUUCCAUCGAUGAUUUAUACCAAGGGAUUCGACGCAUCCAACGAGAAUGAUGAAGAGUUGUCAGAGAAUGAAAUGGAGUUUAGUGAUGAUGAAAAGGAGAGAUUGGCAAAAUCAGACAACAAAAAGAAAAAGAGAAAGAAUACUAAAAAGAAUAAUAAUAAUAAUCAAAAUAACCGUCAGCGUCAACCUUCAAAUGACAUGGAAAUGAUUGCUCAACAACAAGAAUUUGAAUAUAAUCCAUUAAAUAGAGACUCAUCUUCUUCUGCGACAACAACAACAUCAGUUGCUAAACCUGCUGCUGGUGGUUUUAAAAGACCUGCAUUUUUACAAAGAAAUCAAUUUAAUCAAAAUAGAAAUAAUCAAAAUAAUAAUAAUACUAAUGGAAAUGGUGGAAUAUAUCAACCACCAACUCAAUAUUCUAAUAAUAUUAGACCACCUAUUAAUAAUAAUGGACAACCAGGAUCAUAUGUUCAACCAACCAAUGAGAAUCAGUACCAUCAAUUGAUCCAACAACAAUUGACAGGGUCGGCAUCUUCAGAUCCAGCCAUUGCCUAUCAACAACAAUUGACAUCGAUGAUCAAACAACAACAACAAAGACAACAAGUACAACAACAACAACAAGCACUCCAACAACAACAACAACAAGUUCAACAACAACAACAAUUACUCCAACAGCAACAACUUCAAUUCCAACAACAACUUUUACAAUUCCAUCAACAACAAGGUUUGGCAGGAGUUAUUCCAUCCGCAACAACUGCUCCAAUUCCGACCACUAUUCCAACUCCAACCACUACAUCUACAACUCCAACACCAACAGGCAUUCAAGGAGGGUUCCAUUUACCUCCAUCAACACAAUAA
Molecule: messenger RNA, 2097 nt
Organism: Cavenderia fasciculata
Lineage: Eukaryota; Evosea; Eumycetozoa; Acytosteliales; Cavenderiaceae
Exons: 1
Coding region: 1-2097 (698 amino acids)
Biological process (GO): pseudouridine synthesis; box H/ACA snoRNP assembly; ribosome biogenesis
Cellular component (GO): sno(s)RNA-containing ribonucleoprotein complex
Molecular function (GO): RNA binding
Source: RefSeq, a predicted model, not a curated record